Epinephelus moara (kelp grouper) is the source of this 7210-nucleotide messenger RNA. Its product is annotated as CCR4-NOT transcription complex subunit 2-like. Gene Ontology annotation, biological process: regulation of DNA-templated transcription; nuclear-transcribed mRNA poly(A) tail shortening; regulation of stem cell population maintenance. Gene Ontology annotation, cellular component: P-body; CCR4-NOT core complex. The transcript has 15 exons. The record is from RefSeq and is a predicted model, not a curated record. Bases 170 to 1876 code for a protein of 568 amino acids. NCBI's taxonomy places the organism in Eukaryota, Metazoa, Chordata, Actinopteri, Perciformes, Serranidae.
GGUUUAUACAGUAGAGUACAACAGAGUAGAGUAGAGUAGAGUAGAGUAGAGUGGUGGAGGCCCAGGGGUCAGAGGCGAAAGGCUUCCCAGCAUCCUCGUUGAUUGGCGAAGAGAUGACGGCCAUCUUGGAUUGUAGCGGGGAAGAAAGAUUGAUGCGGUGACACGAGGUAUGUUUGGUGCUAACCGGAAGAAGUUUAUGGAGGGAGGGGUAGAGAGCGACUACGCAGAUGACUCCAGCCUCUACUACACCCAACAGUCCAUGUUCCCUCCACACCGCCCUGACAAAGACAUGCUGGCGUCUUCCUCUGCUUCCUCAACGGGUCAACUGUCACAGCUAGGAGCCAGUUUAUAUGGCCCGCAGAGUGCUUUGGGGUUUCCCAUGCGUGGUAUGAACAGCAGCGCAGCGCCUCAGUUAAGUCGAAGUGGGUUGAACCAGUCUGCCAGCCAGCUCCCCAGUCAUGCCAGUACACCAAACACUGGCACGAUGCACACGCCACCCUCGCCGAGCAGGGGGAUUCUGCCAAUGAGCAGCCGGAGCGUGCUGAACCACAGCCAGCAGGUGGGGGGUCCGACGGGGCAGACGGGUGGGAUGGGAGGGGUUGCAGUGGAGAGGGGAGGUGGUGGCGGUGUAGGAGGAGGGAGGAGCAGCAGUAUGGGGAGUCCCAGCCGGUCGUCACCCAGCAUCAUCGGCAUGCCCAAACAGCAGCAAGCACGGCAGCCUUUCACCAUUAACAGUAUGUCAGGGUUUGGUGUGAACAGGAAUCCAGGCUACAACAUGAACAACUCCCUAUCCAACAACAUAUUCAAUGGCACAGACGGCAGUGAGAAUGUGACGGGGUUAGACCUGUCAGACUUCCCAGCGUUAGCAGACAGGAGUCGGAGGGACGGAGGCUCGAAUCCAACCCCGCUGCUCAACCCGCUGGCCGGUCGGGCUCCUUACGGUGAGAGACACCUGUUUGGCAUGGUAACAAAGCCGUCCAGUGAGCAGUCGCAGGACUUCUCCAUCCAUAACGAAGAUUUCCCAGCUCUCCCUGGGCCCAACUACCAAACAAAAGACCCCACCAGCACCAACGAAGACAGUAAAACGUGCUCUCACGUCCUGACUCCUCCCUUUUUUUCGGACUGUUUUUUCCCUCCAUUUUUGUCCAAUCAGAAUCUGAACUCAUCAGGAAAGCCCACCUCUAACUCAGAUGGUCCAAAGUUCCCCGGCGACAAGAGCUCUGCGCCUAGCAACAACAACCAGCAGAAGAAAGGGAUCCAGGUGCUUCCUGAUGGGCGUGUGACCAACAUCCCAAUUGGCAUGGUAACGGACCAGUUUGGGAUGAUCGGCUUGCUGACGUUCAUCCGGGCAGCAGAGACGGACCCCGGCAUGGUCCAUCUGGCACUGGGCUCUGACCUCACCACGCUCGGCCUCAACCUCAACUCACCCGAGAAUCUCUAUCCUAAGUUUGCGUCUCCGUGGGCGUCGGCUCCGUGUCGACCGCAGGACAUAGACUUCCACGUCCCCUCAGAGUAUUUAACCAACAUCCACAUAAGGGAUAAGUUAGCAGCUAUCAAGUUGUCUCGGUAUGGUGAAGAUCUGCUGUUUUAUCUCUACUAUAUGAAUGGAGGAGACUUACUACAACUCCUGGCUGCAGUAGAACUGUUUAACAGGGACUGGAGGUACCAUAAAGAGGAGCGAGUUUGGAUCACUCGGGCUCCGGGUAUGGAGCCCACGCUGAAGACCAACGCCUACGAGAGAGGGACCUACUACUUCUUUGACUGCCUCAACUGGAGAAAAGUGGCCAAGGAGUUUCAUCUGGAGUAUGACAAACUAGAAGAGCGACCUCACGUUCCCUCCACAUUCAACUACAAUCCUGCCCAGCAGGCCUUCUGAUUGGCUCUACCUCCUCCUGCCUGCCUGCCUGCCAUUGGCCCUCCUGGCUCGUCAGUCACCACCCCUCUAGGUUUUUCCACCUCCACACACUCAAAGUGAAUCUGGCCAAUAAGGACUCGGGACGGGAGAGGACGUCCUGUCUCCUGCUGUCCCAAAAACACGUCUCUGAACAGACUUUAUCAUUUUAACUCUUCUGAUUUCUGUUUGUUCUUUACCUCAUUUUCUGUUUUUGUUUUUUUUAUUUCCCACCCCUCCUCCAUGAGUUUGGUUUGGUUGGUCUGUUAUGUGGAGCACAGACGUAAUGUCAACAGACAGCACAGUUACAACACACACCGACACACGCACUGUAAAUAACUGUCCAUCUGAUCAUGUGAUCCAUGUUUCUAUUCAGUCUUAAGAAUCGACUAUUUUUGUCUAGAGAAGCUUUUAAGAAGAACCAGAUUUUAAACACAAUCACCCGUCAGGUGGAUAAUUAUUUCACACUGUGUCACACCUCUCUGAUCUUUGGCAGGAAAAUAUUUAUCUUUAUUUUUACCAGGAUUCUCCAGCAGCAUUACAAAUCAACAACACACACACACAAACACAUACACACACACACAAACAUCAGCAGACAGCGGAGAGUCAGGAGAGGAAAUGCAAUGUACAUUGUAGCACUAUUUCAUAAUAAAAGAAGAAAAAAUAUCUUUUUUGGUUUGUUGAUGUUAUGUGGCGACACGUCAAGCAGCAUACGCUUCCUUUUUUCUGUUUUUAAUUUAAUGAAGUGAAGUUUAGCAGCCAGAGACACUCUGAAAGUCACUCUGAGUGGGAUGUGUUUCAGAUUUUAUUUAAUCACCUCCUAAAAAGAAAUCUGACAAUAUUCUGUAUUUCCUCUUAAAGUCAACAAAUCCCAUGUGCAGAUCUGAUCACUAAAUCAACUCGCCACUGUACUUUUUAGCCAACGAUUCUCAAAACAGGAGGAAAUAGUGCAUUUGUUGGGGACUGUUUUUAGCGGCGGAUGAAUCCACAUUUGGUGCUCUCGUAAGUUUUUUCUUCACCAAGUUGCUCCAUAAAAAGGAGGCCUGAUGAGGUGAAAGUAUCCACUAAUUACCAAGGAAAAAUUUAGAAUAAAUCCAUAUUAAUUAGGUGUUUUUUUUCUCACAUAUUUUUGAUCAUCACAUUUAAAAUUCUCCAUCUCAUCAAGUCGGUUAUUUCUAUGAUUAAAUCAUACACUGCUACACCUUCUGCAGAAUUUCCCAAUUAAUUCAUUCAUCAUUUUGGCUAAAAAAAAAAUAGAAAAUAAUUUAGAAUUAAUUAGUUUUCCAAAGCCAAAGUUGACAGCAUUAAUAUCUAAUUAUGUCCAGCAAAACCCAAAGAAAUUCACUUUACUGUGAUAUAAAACAAAGAAAAGAGGCAAAUCUUCACAUUACAGAAGCAUGAAAUGAAUUGUGGAUAUUUUUGCGAUCAAAAAAAGUCCUAACAAGUCUGAAUUUCCGUGUUUCCAAAAGAAAUCUUCCCAGAAAAGAAAUUUAAAAAAAGAAAAUUAGUGUCUGCGUUUUAAGACAAGAAACAAUCUGACUGCUUCUCUAGAGUUUGAAACUUGAUUUUUGAAAAUACUCAAAAAAUAUGACUGUACAUCAGGAGAAGUAUUCUCACUGCGCUGGCAGAAGUGUAAAUCACCACCAAGUCACGCUGUGAUUGGAUCACUGAAACCACUUGCUGACAUGGUCUGGGUCGCAUUUGACCACACGUCUUUUGUAGUGUAGACGCUAGUGCAUCCUGACGGCCCCUGAAAAGGACGAUGUCAUCAAUACGAGACGUAGUUGUUUUGAUGCAAGUGCGCUAGUCUCGCUCACCAGACCUUUCUCAAGAAAAGAAAGGUCUGGCUGGGCCGACUCUCACUUUAAGAUUGGAGAAAAAAACGCCCCGGCUGCUUGUACUUCUUUCAACCAAUCACAAUCAUUCUGGGCGGUGCCACAGCAACGGUGCGCUUGCAAAAAUAUUGCCGGGGGGAAACAGGUUUUGGUGUAACACGCCCACAAAAAUAUCGCCUACAGGACGCGAACCAUGGCAGAAAAAUGGCUACAUCCCCGCAAGAUCAAACACCGCAAAAGUUAGUAAAGGACGUGUUGAAAACGGUUGAAAACUGCUACACAACCGGAGGUGGUAGGGCGGGACUUCAGCGGGUGGCUCGUUCCGCCCAAUGAGAGGCUGAUCUCUGCAGCAAACUUCCGCCCACUCAGACUACAAGUGCGCUAACUCUCUGUAACUUGCCCAUUUUAGGACAAGUUGAAUUAAGUGGUGGUUGCGCUGCUCCCUUAAAGCAGAAGAUUUGAAUCAUCAGUUGUCGACACCUCAGUCUACUAAGAGUCUUCAAGUAGAGCACGAGGUGUACUUCUGGGAAUGUUUUUUGUUCUCAGAUUAACCUGCUGAGUGAGCGCGUCGUGCCUUCACGCUAGAGGAGAGGCUAACGUUCUGCCUUCUGCUAGGAUGUGGUGAAUUUGAAGCUCACAGCAACUUCAUACGAUACAGUCUCUGGCUUUUGUGUCAUAUCCCGUGUCUGCAAGAAAUGUCGUUGCACAUUUGCGAUCCAUCAUUAGUGUAGUUAGCGCACAUUAGCUCAGAGCGCAAACGUGUCUUGUUUUAACGCCACUGUAAUCCCGAACGUCUCGCCAAACCCUGUUCAAACUCCAAAACUCGAUAUGGAAAAGAAGGAACAAAUAGUCGAAUAUUCUUAUUGAACAGUCAAAUCUGAUUCGACUGAUUGUGAGUCAGGCACAACCCUCAGGUUAGGUUAGAAUUUAUGUCUGGUUCCAGCAAAAAUCUUUGUAGAAAUUAGUUUAAAAACAAAAUAGAAAAAGUCUGGUUGCUGCUUGAGAAUUAGGAGUGAAACAGUAUUUUGAAAAUACUUUAAAUUAAUUAAUUAAUAUCAGAAAGAAGUAGAAAUAUUCUUAACUGCACCAACACAUUUCUUUUACGUGUCUUAAGAGAAUACGACUGCAUGGACUCAGGAUUUAUUUUAAUGAGUAUUUGUCGCAGCAGGACGAUAUAUGUGGGACUGAGUCAAUAUAAACUACAGUGUGUGUUCAUGAAGGAACGUCCCCCAGUGUAACAGUGUGGCUCACUGAUGUGUUUUUAAUGGCACAGAGGAGGAAGAUGAAUCAGGCUGUAGAUACACAAAGAAGAAUCAUAAAUCUGACGCUCUGCACAUGGGAUUAAAUGACAAGAAAAACAGAAUAACACCAGACUUACUCUUCAAAAUUAAACAACACAAUGGCCACAAAUUAUCAGAGUAAUAGAAGGAAAUGUGGAUUAUUUUCCUGACGUUAGUCCACAGUUUGGUGGAUUAAAGUACCAGACUAAAAUUAAAAAUGUUGGCAUAUCCCGUUCACACUGACGCAACUCUCCUCCAGUUUUCACCAUGUUCUGUUUCAUGUUUGUUUUAUUUUUUAUCCCGACAUUACAGCUCCCUCCCUCUGCCAGUGAAGGACCCUUCUGUUCCUUCACCUUUUAAUAUUUAAGUUCUACUUUUAUUUCACUGCCCACUUUUAUUGUUUAUUUUCCGCCCGGCAACAGUUCAAACCAAUCAGACGGCUGGAGUGACCUCUCUCUGGAUCUUUAAGGGAAAAGUUUUGAGAAAUGCAUUUGUUCGAUUUCUUGUCCGGGGUUAAUGUUCAGAUUGGCUCAACUCUCGUUUCUGUACGUUAAGAAUAUGAAGCUACAGCCAGAAGACGUUAGCUUAGCUUAGCUUAAAGACAAGUCUUCAUUUUUACAGUUCGGUUUUUAUAAAGAUUUAACAAAUGAGACAGACGGUAACAUUCAGCUUUAGAGGUGCUGUUAGGAGGAUUUUGUUACCUUUGGACAGUCUUUAUGCUAAGCUAACUUAGCCGUCUGCUAGCAUCAGCUUCAUAUUUAUUGUACAGAGGAAGUUCAGCGGGCUUCAAAGCCAACUUUCGUAGCGGCCAAACGAUGACGCUGCAAUUUCCAGGGUCGGUCAUGUGAUGCCCUGCGGACCAGAAAGACUUUUUACCAUAGAAAGACACGUCUGUAGAUUAGUGUAUCAUUUUUGAGCAUCAGAACCCCCAUGAAAUGAUCCGUCUCACUAUCAAGAUUUGAUCCAUUUGGUCUGAUAAGAUUUGGAAAGCCUAGAAGAGCCACAAAACUAAGUCAUUGUAUCCCCAUUCAAGCUAACAGAGCGCUAAAUCAGAAGUUAGCUGUUUGGCUGCCGGAAGUGAAACUCUUGGACGCUAGUGCGUUUGCUCUGUAGGCGGCACAGUGCAAAAGUAGCACAGUUUGUCCAGGUUAUUUAUACGCAGUAGCUGAACCAUUUUGGCUUCAUGUGCCACUGAGGAACUUUUAUAGGAAUAAACGAGGCCCCGUGUUCGACGCUGUAUCCUGGGGUCUCAUUUAUAAACUCUGCAUACUUACAAAAUGAGGCCUGAAAGAGGCGCACACCACUUCCCUCGCAAAGGUUGUGAUGUAUUAAAACAGUAUUGAUAGGGGAAACUUUGACCCAGGCUUACGAACAUUUUGGAUGCAGGAAAUUAGCGAUGCAGAUGGUGAGGUGGAAGCCUGAUUGUAGAAACUGUCAAGUAUUUUUUGGUGCACGCCAUUUUUGGCUUUUUUUUCAUACAUACAUUUUCAGUAUGGAUCCUACGCACUGUUGUAUAAAUGAGACCCCGGGUCUCCUAAUACGUCCAUGCGUGAGAGUGUUAUCAGUCUGAACAUCUAAUCUUGGCAAGAAAGCAAAUGACAUUUCCCCAAAAAUUUGCACCUUUCCUUUAAGGAUCAUUGCCACUCCACAAAAACACAAUGUCUAGCAAAAAAGUCCCAGUAUUUAGGCUAAAUUUCACAAUUUUUUUUCUUUUUAUUAUUUUUAAAAUUCCUCCAGGAGGCACCAAUGUACAUGUAUGUUUGUAUAUUAUAUAUUGGAAUAUAAUUCUACAAACAUACGAGGCAGUAUUUUUAAGAAAAAGAGGAAAAACAAAAAAAUUGCCUGAAACGAGGAGACCCUCUCUUUGCUGGCCGUCAGUUAACGAUGCAAUACUAGACUUCCCGUUACCACGGAAACCACCAUGGAGACGGUUUUACAGGGGACCACGCUCGACAACCACCAACAACCACCUUUUAGCAACAACAACAACAAGGACGUGACCGUGACUACAGGGCCCAGUUUGUUCACACUGCAGCAGCAAAAAGCCAAGGACACGCCCACAGACCCAUGUGACCUGUUUUGAGAAGAUUUGAUUGGAGGAUUGAGGACUGAGGCACUUGGCCAGUUUGGCUGUUUUAUUAAAUAUGGCAGCUAGUGUUUUAAUAGGAAAAAGAAUAAAAUAAAUAUUCUGGUAAUGAAACUGA